AAAAUGGUAAGCAUGUUAAGCGAUUAUACGGUAUACGUUGUACAUUCGAUUGUCAAGUCGACAUCAGUGGUUUGAAAAAUCCCUGACAAUUUUGGGUAUUACAUUCCAGUCAACUGCAGGCUAUCUGCUUAUAAUUUGCGGUACCAGCUGGUCUCUUUUAAAACCGCGUUAUCAGAAAACGUAUUCAGCAAAUACAGAAAAAAUAGACAGGGGAGUUUCACCCACGCAACCACCAUGCAUAUAGCACUGCGCAUCAUCCUGGCGCUCCUGGAGGUCGUGUACGCCUACCUGGAAGCCCUUAUUUUCCUCAUUCUGCCUACCCGCUUCCGUAAGCACAAAAGCAUCGCAGGGGAAAUCGCUCUGGUCACCGGUGCCGGCAGUGGGAUCGGUCGUCUGAUGGCACUGCGACUGUCGCGCCUGGGCGCCAGUCUGGUCCUAUGGGAUGUCAGUGAGGCCGGGCUGGAUGAGACGCGACGAAUAAUCGAGAACGACGGUGGCCCGGUACGCUCAUACCUCUGCGACGUGUCAGAUCGUCAGAUGGUGUAUGAUGUGGCUGAGCGCGUCCGCCGGGAGGUCGGGAACGUGACGAUCCUGGUCAACAACGCGGGGAUUGUUAAUGGAAAAUGGUUCUUGGAGACGGCUGACGAACGUCUGGAGAAGACCAUGCAAGUCAACGCUGUGGCACACUUCUGGACUGUCAAGGCAUUCUUGCCGAGUAUGAUCAGCAACAACCACGGGCACAUCGUGACAAUUUCCAGUAUGGCGGGGCGAUUCGCGCUACCGCGGUUGGUCGACUACUGCGCCAGCAAGUUUGCCGCAACAGGUUUCCACGAAUCCCUGCAGAUGGAGUUGGAGUUGCUAGGAAAGACGGCUGUCAAGAUGACCAAUGUGCAGCCGUUCUUUAUUACGACUGGAAUGUUCACCGGUGUGGAAACGUCCAUUAAUCCUUGGGUGCAAAACGUGAUGCCUCUACUGAGUCCCGAUUACGUUGCCGACACUGUCGUGGAGGCUAUAUUGCUCAACAAACCGGAAGUGAUGAUUCCACGCUCCAUGUACAUCAUGAUGCGAUUGGCUGUAUUGAUGCCCAAACGAGCCAUGCGAGCGCUGGAAGACCUUAUGGAGUCACGAGAUUUUAUGGCUGGUUUUGUCGGGAGAGAGCUGGCUGGACGGCCGGCACCAACAAAGCGCUCUUAGAGAGGCUUGCACGGAUCGGUGUCUUCAGGGAAAUCGGAAAGUUGGGAUUUAAAAUUUUCAAACUAAUGACUGCGUGAAGAAGCAGAAUUAAUUACGAAGAAUGCCCUAAAACAUAAUGAAUGCUCUAUAAAAUGAACUGGAGUAGUUAAGGCUAUCGUGUCACGCCCUGUAAUCUAACCUAGACACAGGCUGAAAAAGCACAGUUUCUAUUUACCUAUGUGACCACUGCGUUGUCUCGCUUUUUCUGUGGCGAAUUCCUUUUGAACAGAAAACGUUAUUAAUCUUGCAUGGAAAUUCUCUUACCACAUCUGUUUCGGGCAAUGCAUAUGGCGGUAAUUUGCCGGGAAGUGGUGAUUGCUAGUUCCAAAAGUUUAUUAGGAAAAGAAAAGGUUUACCACUUGA
This is a messenger RNA of Paramacrobiotus metropolitanus, 1596 nucleotides long. Its product is annotated as epidermal retinol dehydrogenase 2-like. Gene Ontology annotation, molecular function: oxidoreductase activity, acting on the CH-OH group of donors, NAD or NADP as acceptor. The record is from RefSeq and is a predicted model, not a curated record. The transcript is spliced from 5 exons. The coding region runs from base 235 to 1194 and encodes 319 amino acids. NCBI's taxonomy places the organism in Eukaryota, Metazoa, Tardigrada, Eutardigrada, Parachela, Macrobiotidae. Gene Ontology annotation, cellular component: lipid droplet.